AUGGAUCUCAAGCAAGCCUUCUCUGCUACAAUCUUCUGCCUUCUGCUUCUAUUCUGCGUGGGCUGCAGAUGUCGGCCUUUAGAAAUAGAGGCCACCCAGACAGCAACCCUCAAGGUUGAUGCCUCGCCACAACUUGCCCGGAAGAUUCCUGAAACACUGUUUGGGAUAUUUUUUGAGGAGAUCAACCAUGCAGGAGCUGGUGGUAUAUGGGCAGAGCUUGUCAGUAACAGAGGUUUCGAAGCUGGAGGCUCUCAUACUCCAUCAAACAUUGCCCCGUGGUCCAUCAUUGGAGAUGACUCCUCCAUAUUCGUGGCGACUGAUCGUACAUCAUGUUUCAGUCGAAACAUUGUUGCUCUGAGGAUGGAGGUCCUCUGUAAUAACUGCCCAGCUGGUGGUGUUGGUGUUUACAACCCAGGUUUUUGGGGCAUGAACAUAGAAGAUGGGAAGGCUUACAAUCUCAUUAUGUAUGUUAAGUCUCCGGAAACAACGGAUUUAACAGUUUCAUUAACAAGCUCUGAUGGGUUGCAAAACUUGGCAUCAGCUACGAUAACAGUUUCUGGCACAUCAAAUUGGACAAAAGUGGAGCAGAAGCUGGUUGCUAAAGGAACCAAUAGAACCUCAAGGCUUCAAAUAACAACUAACAAAAAAGGAGUUGUAUGGCUUGAUCAAGUAUCACUCAUGCCUGAAGACACAUACAAGGGGCAUGGUUUCCGCACAGAACUUAUAUCCAUGCUUUUGGAUUUAAAACCACGGUUCUUGAGAUUUCCUGGAGGUUGUUUUGUAGAAGGUGAGUGGCUAAGAAAUGCAUUCAGAUGGAGAGAAUCUAUUGGUCCAUGGGAAGAGAGGCCUGGACACUUUGGGGAUGUUUGGCAUUACUGGACUGAUGAUGGGCUUGGAUAUUAUGAGUUUCUUCAGCUUGCAGAGGACCUGGGUGCUGCCCCAAUCUGGGUAUUCAACAAUGGAAUCAGCCACAAUGACGAAGUUGAUACUGUAGCUAUUGCUCCUUUUGUAAAGGAUGUAUUGGACAGUCUAGAAUUUGCAAGGGGGAGUGCAGAUUCAACAUGGGGCUCUGUUAGGGCUGCAAUGGGGCACCCUGAACCUUUCCCGGUGAAACAUGUCGCGAUUGGAAAUGAAGAUUGCGGGAAAAAGUUUUACCGUGGUAAUUACCUCAAAUUCUACAAUGCUAUAAGAGAGGCCUAUCCAGACAUUCAAAUGAUUUCAAACUGUGAUGGUUCAUCUAGACCACUUGACCAUCCUGCGGAUUUGUAUGACUUCCAUGUCUAUACUGAUUCUAAGACUUUGUUUAACAUGAGGAGCCAAUUUGACAGAACAUCCCGUAGUGGACCCAAGGCUUUUGUGAGUGAGUACGCUGUCUGGAGAAGUGAUGCGGGUAGAGGAAGUCUUCUCGCUUCAUUGGCUGAAGCUGCUUUCCUUACUGGUCUGGAGAAAAACAGUGAUAUUGUUCAGAUGGCAAGUUACGCUCCACUCUUCGUGAACGACAAUGAUCAAACGUGGAACCCGGACGCUAUUGUCUUCAACUCCUGGCAACAUUAUGGAACUCCUAGUUACUGGAUGCAGACAAUUUUCCGUGAGUCCAGUGGUGCCAUGAUCCAUCCAAUUAAUAUCAGUUCCCGGUACUCAAGCUCGCUAGCUGCAUCUGCAAUUACGUGGCAGGAUUCAGAGAAUAGCUUCCUAAGAGUAAAGGUUGUAAACUUUGGGUCGAACACUGUUAGCCUCACGAUCUCCACAAGUGAACUUGAGGCCAGUGUCAACUCGCUGGGAUCAACCGCCACUGUUCUCACAUCUGGCAACGUUAUGGAUGAGAACUCUUUCAGUAACCCAAACAAGGUUGCGCCGGUGAAAAGCCAGCUGAGCAACGCUGCGGAGCAGAUGCAGGUGACGCUGGCUCCUCACUCCUUCACCACGUUCGAUCUGGCGCUGGCUCAGUCCAAGCUUGUGGCGGAGAUGUGA
Messenger RNA from Miscanthus lutarioriparius, 1971 nucleotides. NCBI's taxonomy places the organism in Eukaryota, Viridiplantae, Streptophyta, Magnoliopsida, Poales, Poaceae. The record is from the annotation of a GenBank genome assembly.